UGCUGCAAUGAAAAUAACGAAACCUUAAAUGUCAGAAGUUAAAUCUUUUAUGGCAGCUGUUUCUAUUUUUCUAGUCGGUAUUGGCAUAUUUUGAUCAAAGUGCAGGAUCAUAAUAUUAAAUAUGAUGAAAAACGUAGACACUUGAUUAUAAAAUUCCCAUUUUAUUACUAAUUAUUUCUUAUAAUUGCUUAAAAAUCAGUUCUACCGGGGAAAAUGCCUGGUCUUAUUAUGUUCAGACGCCGCUGGCGCAUUGGCAGUGAUGAUUUUGUUUUUACUGCUAUUGGGGAAUUCAUUGUAACAUUAUUAUGGUUUGUAGCUAUCCUUGUUACAUUUAUAACUCACAGAACCCACUUAAAAUGCAAGGGAGAACGGCUAUUGCACACUUAUCUGUUGUUUUCGUUGGUGAUAUUGCUAUUUAUUUUAUUCUUAGACUUGCUAAUUGGGUGGAUUAGCUCUAGAGGGACCAUCACUCAGACGAGGCCUAGACGUCAUCUUAGUAAAAUUUUAUAUCUAAGAUUGCUAGUUAUGAUACCAGAAAUUGUAUGGAACGCUCUUGGUACUAAAUGGGCAUUUGCUUCUCAAGAUCAUUUAUGUGAACCACAUGAAGUCGUAAUUUCAGUUCAGAUUAUUGCUAUUUGUAGUUGGAUUUUAUUUGGAGUCUUGCUUCUUGCUGUUUUGUUAGUUUUUGAUCCCAUUAAUUCUUAUCGCAAUAAUGGAAGCAGGCAUCGAGUUGCUGAUGUUGAACAUGGCCAGCCUCAAGCUCUUUAUAUUAACCUAAAUUCUGAUAACGUGGAAAGGGCGAAGAAAGUUUGGGAGUGGAGGCUACGUAUGCUUUGUUGCUGUUUCACUAGCCAAGAUGAGCAGAGUAAAAGUGCUUUUUCCACAAUUUCCAAAUUGUUAACUUACCAUUUUGAAGAUGUGGACCUUGUUCCUUCAGAUAUUGCUGUUGGUCUAAUCCUUCUUCAACAGAAGCAGGCAGCUGAAAAUGCUAACAGAGUUUCUACCUCACAACAUUCUGAGAAUUACUCCAUUCAGUCACCCGAUUCAUUAACUAGCACUGGUGCUGUUCAAGGUAGCAUUAUUUCUAGUCCUGGUGUCUUAACUCCUCCUGCCAACCAGUUUUGGAUGACACUUGAGCUUGCCUGUCAUUUUAUGAAAUUUGCUGAAGGAAGCUACGGCUGGCCUAUGUUUCUUUACACCAACUGUUUCGCAGGAAUGUGCCAAAUAUGGAGAGACAUCAGGUGCUGUGCCUGCUGUUGCAAACCUCCGAGCUAUAUUGUUGAUGAUAACUGUUGCCAGUGUCAUACCGCUGCUUUAAAAUAUGUCACAGGCCUCACCGAUGAAGAUUUGAUUUUUGUCUCUUUCCACAAUAGAGUCUAUGAGAUACCCUUCUAUGUAGCUAUUGAUCACCAAACCUGUUCUGUCGUUGUUGCCAUUAGAGGAACUCUGACUCUAUCAGAUUUAUUGACAGAUCUUACGGCUGAGUGUGAUCGACUUUUUACCGACAAUUGCCCUCAAGGUAUUUUCUGUCAUCGAGGCAUGCUGAGGGCUGCUAUGUUUGUUAAGAAUAAAUUGGAAGAGAGCCAUGCCCUGAGCGAUGCAUUUGCACUCCAUCAAAGUUAUUCACUCACAAUAACAGGCCAUAGUUUAGGUGCAGGGACUGCUGCUCUUCUUUCAAUGCUCCUUCGUCCUAUUUAUCCAAACCUCCGUUGUUUCUGCUUCAGUCCGCCAGGUGGCCUUCUGAGUUUCGAAGCUGUUAAAUACUCAGAAGAUUUUGUUAUGUCAGUGACCUUGGGGGAUGAUAUAGUGCCAAGAUUGAGUGUGCCAAAUGUAGAAGAUAUGAAAAGAAAGAUACUUAGUUGUAUUUUAGAUUGCGAACAGCCAAAAUAUAAAAUAUUUUUACAAAAAUUGUUUCAUUGUCUGGGAAAGAAACAGUCUCACUCAGAUACAACUACUGCUCCUUUAUCUAGGCCUUUAUUGGAGAAUUUUGGUCAUACAAAUUCUAGUGGAAAUUAUACUACAAAUAGUUCACAGGAGGGUUCAUCUGAAGGCAGUAUGAGUAGUGGUCAAAAUACAACACACUCACGCCCAUCAGCCCCUGUUCCACUGUAUAUUCCUGGUCGCAUACUGCACUUAACACCUACAGACUCCAGCUACACUGGAAGAUGGGUGACCGCUGACUACUUUAACCAAAUUAUUAUAAGUCCUAGAAUGGUUACUGACCACAUGCCUUACACUGUGCACUCUGGUCUAAAGCAGUUAAUAGGGAGUUCUGGAAACUUUCCAUAACACAUACUUUCCUCUAGUAGUGAAAGUGAUACAAAAUGUUUUUAUAAUCAAUAAAAUGGAAAUACGUACGAUUUGCCAUUUCAAAGUUUUCUCCAAAGAGCCUAAUUCACAAGUUAUAAGAAAUGGUCUCAAUUAAUUCUAGUAAAAAAGGAGAUUUAUGGCAAGUAUUUGUUGGUGAAAAAUAUUCAGAGAAUAUUUUUAUGUUUUUAUUUAUAUUGUACAAAAAUGUAUCUUUACAAUAUGACUUACAGUAGAUAGUCUAUUUAUCUAAUACAUAUAGAUACUAUUGAUGUCCUACUUUUUUAGUUUUGGUGCUGUCUUUAUUGUUUUAUUUUAUAAAGCACAUUAUUUUUAGUGUGAAUUUUGUUAUGGAUAAAGCGUGAAGGAAAGAUAAACCUUAAGGAUGGGGUUUUUAUCAGUUAAAGCCUGGAGUAUCUUCAAUGCUUUAUUUGGCUGAAACCAUAAAACCAAAAUUUACAAUAUAUAUUGGUAAAGCAAUAUAUUAUUAGGUGAUAUAUAUAGGUAUAGUGCCCACAAGCCCCUUGUGAUAUUAGGAUUCACUAUAAUGAUUUUUUUUUUUACUUUAAAGGUCAUUGCCUGGUAUUCCUGACAUUAGUAUUUUUUUACGGUUAUGAACUAUUACCCGGUGUUAUUGCACUAGUGUUUAUGGUCAAGGGCUAUCAAACAGGUAAUAGUGUGGUUUGUAAAUACCGGCUUCAGACUUCUUAGCUUUAAUUUUGCUUUAUUAGUUACAUUUCUAUUAAAUGGAAAGUGAAGGUUUACAAAAAUUUUACCUCUUAUAUUUUUUCUCUAUAAUGACUUGGAAUGAAACUGC
This is a messenger RNA of Parasteatoda tepidariorum (common house spider), 3124 nucleotides long. RefSeq names its product diacylglycerol lipase-beta. Gene Ontology annotation, biological process: neurogenesis; arachidonate metabolic process; diacylglycerol catabolic process. Gene Ontology annotation, molecular function: triacylglycerol lipase activity. Lineage: Eukaryota; Metazoa; Arthropoda; Arachnida; Araneae; Theridiidae. The record is from RefSeq and is a predicted model, not a curated record. Gene Ontology annotation, cellular component: plasma membrane; cytoplasm.